Molecule: messenger RNA, 582 nt
Organism: Emiliania huxleyi CCMP1516
Lineage: Eukaryota; Haptophyta; Isochrysidales; Noelaerhabdaceae
Exons: 6
Coding region: 1-582 (193 amino acids)
Source: RefSeq, a predicted model, not a curated record
AUGGAGGCCUACCUCGAGCAGGUCAGCGACCAGGUGCUCUCGAGCGAGGCGGGGCUCUUGCGGCUCUACGCGGUCAAGGCGCGCGCGGACGCGGCCGCGUCGCGACGCCGCCACCUCCCGCUCCACCGCCGCGGCCUCACGGGCGUGCGGUAUGCGAUGCGGCCGACUAGCGUCAAGGAGCUCUCGGCGUCGCGGCGCAAGCGCGACGAGCUGCACGCGAUGGUGCAGGCGAUGCGGCGGCUCGUGGUCGCGACGCCGUCGCGCAUCCUCGUCUUUUUCGAGCUCGAGCCGCUGCUGCGCCGCGACGGCGGCAUGAUCACGGACCUGCUCUCUCUGCUCGAGAAGCGGAACCGGCUGAGGGAGGAGGAGGCGAGGGCGAUCUUCGUCCGGCUCGCCGCGCACGAGCUUGGCGUGGCGCUGCGCAACAUCAAGCCCGAGGGCGUGCAGGUGCUCGAGGAGGUGCUCCAGCACCAGUUUUGCGGCGCGGCGCUGCAGGAGGCGGUGCCAUGCACGCGCGACGACUCGCUCAAGGACAGCGACUAUGACAAGGCGCUCGCCGCCCUCGACAGCGACGGCGACUGA